UUGACAGGCUAUACCCACAUCCUCGUUAUUAAUGUUGUUGUUUCUAAACCUCAUCACAACAACUCAUUACACUUGCUUCAUCUACUUGUUCUCUUCAUCCUUCAUCAUCUUCACCUCCAAAUUCUAAUUCAGAUCCAAAAAGUUCUCAAUUCAUGACAAAUUGAACCCAGAAUGCUUCAACGAUGAGGUAAUUUCUUCACAAUGAGAGUUUUCAACCCAUCCAGCUUGGGUAGUACAAUCUGCUGGUAUGAGCCAUCACAGAAGAAGAGAGUUCCAAGAAGGGUCUGGUUAAGCUUCCAAUCAUCAAUGGGUGUCCUCGUGGGUGGAAAUCACACAUCAUCCAGGUUUUGCACUCGCUAAAUUCUUCUCCCUUUUCCCCCUCCGGCUUUCAAUUUCAACAAUCUUCAAACAAUUCUCAACUCAAACCUCUUUCAACAAAAAACCCUAAUUCCUCAAUUUCAUGGAGACGAAAACCCUGAAAUUCCAGAUCCUCAAUGGGUCCAUAGCGAGGCGCGUGUUCCUCCGCUCAAUCGUCCUCGCCUCUGCAAUCACCAUGGUUACUCUGCUCCGAGCUCCGGUGAUCUUCGAUUUAGGAACCCUAGUUCUCAAUUUGGGUUCGGAAAACGCCACCGCCGUGAGCCCCGGUUCCUAUUUGUUUAAAACGCGUUUCUGGGGCUCCGGGAAUUGCGAGAAAGAUUUCAACUUGACAGUCAACGUGGUCAAUGAGCUUAUGGGUAAGCAGUUUUUGGUUGACUGUGGAGCAGAGAGUCUCUGCAUUGGAGAAGGGUCAUCAAUGGCUGUUACGGCAAUGAAACAGUUGGGAUUCUCCAGUGUCAGAGGUGUGAGUACUCACAGAUUCUUCUCUCUCAAGCAGAGGAAGUUCGUGUUUGAGCUCGAUUACGAGGACUCUUCUUUCGAUUUCGUGUUGUCUAGGGACAUGGACAAGGUUUCUGUCCCUGCUUUGCUUGUGCUUGAGGCUGAGCGAGUCCUUAAGCCUGGUGGAAUUGGUGCUCUGCUUGUGAGCUCCACUGGUUCCCACCCCAAUGAUUUGAUAAGGUCAGCUACUCCUGUUUCAUCAUUGUUGAGAUCUUCAAGUGUUGUGCAUGUGGGUUCUUUCAGUGAAUUGAACCUGGUGGUUUUCAAGAAAAGAUCUGAGAAUGUUAGCUCCUUCUAUCAGCAUGGUUUACCAGCUGAUUGUCCAAGCCUCACCCUCACCAAACCACUGAUAGAUCUGAUGGAGCCUAUUCUGGGUGAAAAACCACCUCCUGAGAGUGAGAUAAAGAUCAACUAUUUGCCUAAGUUUGUGGAUGUUUCUACAAGGAAGCGUUUGGUGUAUAUUGAUAUUGGGGUUGGGGAGUUUCUGAAUGCAAAUGUGAGUGAUUGGUUCCUACCAUCGUAUCCCAUUGAUCAGAAAGCUUUCAAUGUGUAUUUUGUUCACUACAACACUUCCAUGCUCUUGUCCUAUGUUAAGAGACCCGGUGUGACCUUUGUCUAUCACCCUGGAUUGGCUGGUGAGGUUUCGGAGGCAUAUGCUACAGAUGGAGAUUUGGAUCCUUAUCUCGGGGAGGAUGAGUUUGAUUUUGUUGCCUGGUUCAAAGAAACUGUGCAGUAUGCAGAUUUUGUUGUGCUGAAGAUGAAUGCAGGGAAAGUUGAACUCAAGUUCCUCUCGGAUAUCUUUGAGACUGGAGCUAUAUGCUUUGUUGAUGAGUUGUUUCUCAGGUGUCCUGAGAAAGGAAAUUAUGAUAAAACCAUGACCAAAAAGGAAAGCUGCAUUGAUCUUUACAAGGGUCUUAGGAGCAAUGGUGUCUAUGUCCAUCAAUGGUGGGGAGACUAAAUUGCUUACUAAACUGCUGAACUCUUUGAUGAUUAUGGUGUAAUUUGGAUUAUAGUCCAAUUAUCUUGUGUGUUGUGUUGUUUUAUGUAUGUUUUUAUGUAGGAUGCUAUGAACAUCCAAGUGCUUUGUGGUUGGGCGCUAAAUACUAAAUAAGCAACCAUUGUUGUUGUGAUUUGCUAGUAAAAUCUGUGUACUGCUCUCUUUUUGUUAAAGUUUGGUGGUUGAUAUA
Molecule: messenger RNA, 2063 nt
Organism: Lotus japonicus
Lineage: Eukaryota; Viridiplantae; Streptophyta; Magnoliopsida; Fabales; Fabaceae
Exons: 1
Coding region: 461-1834 (457 amino acids)
Molecular function (GO): S-adenosylmethionine-dependent methyltransferase activity
Source: RefSeq, a predicted model, not a curated record